GGCUGACUGCGGCAGACGGGGGAGGCCUACCUUUCCGCGGCCGGAGCCGGCGGGCCCACCAGCCUCGUGCUCCACCCGGCUCAGCUGCCGCCUUCGUGGAGACGACCGCGCGGGCGGGCGAAGCCCUGAGGCGCAUCCUCCCUCAGGAACCCGAGCGAAGCGAGAGCCGGGGGUCGCGACCCCCCUGCCCCGACCCCGGAGGGUGGGAGAAGCUCAUUUGAACCAAACUGCCUGCGCGACCGCCGUGGCAGCCCAGUAGUCCCGGGGCCGCCGAGGGCGCUGUGUGAGAUACCAGCCACCGGUGCCCGAAGUGCUGCCGCGGCUGCCGCGUCUCUGUUCCCAAAGCCCCGGGGAACAUCCGCCCUCUGGGAGACGAUGCUUGAACAGGGAAAACCCUUUCCCGGAACAUCUGAGCUGUAAUUCAAGCUUGAGUUACCUGGGACAGUCAGGGGGGCAAACAUGUUUAACUCCGCAAAUGAACUGGAGGUUUUGGAAGAAACAACUGCGGAGAUCUCCCAGCUCUCUUCGCUGGCACUGGCAGGGGACCCACCAUGCAGCGACAACAGCCCAACUGGUUCACCCGAAAAAACUGGCUUUCCGGACUCCGUUUACAUCCUGGCAGCGAAUAUUUUUCAGGGCAUUAGACUCGAAAAGUCACCAGAGAAAGCCUUAAUAAAGUAUGGGAAUGAGCCCUUGCCGUCCUCAACCGAAUCCGAGGAUGAAUCCUUUCAGCGUUUGUCCUAUGAGUUGGCUUUCAGUGCACUUAAGUAUCAAGAUAUUUUGGAAACUAUAUUAAUAGAUAGCUAUAUCUUCCCAAGUACCACAAUACCACAUCAUUUGAACAGUCUUAUCAUUGUGAUGCUAUAUGAUUUCCAAGACAGAAAAUUUCAAGCUCGUCUCCUUUCUAAUAAUGAAGCGUCUAUAGCAGAAGUUCUAGAAGUGGAGAACCUUCUUAACAGUUUUAAGACAAAAUUGGCUGCAGCAUUGGCAAGAUGUCGAAUCAAACAUGAUGCCCUUUCAAUUUACCACAUUCUUCCAGAAACAGUUAGGAACCAAGAAUUAAGGGCCUCCACUUUGCCACUUUAUGCUUGGAUAAAUACUUGUAAAAUCAGCCCUGAAGAAGUUUAUUAUACUUUGAAGAAAAAUGGCUAUAAUAAAGUCAAAUCUGUAUUGCAUAUUGAUAGUAAAGUCUUUGCUGUGGAUCAGCAUUGUUCUGAUGUCUUAAUUUUUCCAUCUCAUCUUAAAAGUGAUCUUCUAAAUAUAGAUCUUUUUAAAGAUUAUAAACUUAUAUUUCAGGACAAAUCUCGAAGUCUCGCUGUCCAUUCUGUAAAGGCUUUAUUAAAUAUGGAUGAUGAUAUCUUAAUGGUCAAUACAGGUUCUUGGUACACAGUUGCCCAUAUGUCAAUCUUAACAAAUAAUAAUACUUCAAAAAUAUUUGUGUGUGGAGUACAAUCACAAGCUAAGGAUCCUGACCUGAAGAAUCUUUUCACAAAAAUGGGAUGUAAAAAUAUUGAGAUACUUCAUGAGACAUUUAUGAAUCUUGACUUAAAGGAUCAUCGAUUACAGAAAGUUAAAGUGAUUCUGCUGUUACCUCGUUGUUCAGGACUGGGUGUUAGUAAUCCAGUAGAAUUUAUUUUAAAUGAGCAUGAAGAUACAGAUUUACUUAAAGAUUUCUCUCAAGGAGGCCCAUCAGAAGAUAAACUUCAUGUUCUUGCUCAACAGCAAUAUGAACAGCUAACACAUGCCAUGAAAUUUACUAGAGCUCAAGCUAUUGUUUACUGUACAUGUUCAGUUUAUCCAGAGGAAAAUGAAGCUAUUGUUAAGAAAGCACUGGAAUUUCAAGACCACGGGAUUAAAGUACAACCUUAUAGGCUUAGUCCCCCUGUCCUUCCACUGUGCUCCUUAAAGGAAAUACAUUUGUCUACUGACAAAUUUUUUAGAAUGGAACCAUCUGAAAUUACCAAUGGUUGUUUUCUUUCUGUUCUAACAAGGGAGCGGGACCCAUCUGAGACAGUAUCUGUGAAAGAUGUUUUGGCCCGUGCAGCGGCGAAGGGUCUCCUGGAGGGGAUGGAGUUGGGUGAGCCUUCAAAACGGGAGAAGAAGAAGAAGAAGCAAAGGAUGUCGCUGCCAAAAUCUUCCAUCGCUGAUAACAGCGGCAUCCAGAUGAAAAUUGCCGAGUUCCUGAGUCGAGAAACUACUGCGAGCGCUAAUCAGUCGGAGACAUUAACAACAAAAACAUCUCUUCCUCAGAAAAAUACAAGUCAAGUGGGGUCUUCUUCACAGGUCAGAAAACCCAGCAAGCCCACCACCAAUCCUUUAGUGCCUACAAUUAUGAAGAACACAUCUUCCAGACCAUAUGAACGGCCAACAAACUUCGUGAGACCUCGGCCAGAAGACAGAAUGAUUCCACUGAAACCCAUAGAGAUUGCCUUGCCUCCAGUCAUGCUGCCGUUUCCCAGUCCGCAACGGAUCAGAUCUCACAUACCAACUCCGCAUUUUUAUUAUCGUUGGGUUGGGCCCAAGACCGUCUUGCCUGGCUAUCUUUCCACACCAUCAAUACCCAGAAGAGGGGAAAAACCUAAAGAAAACUUUCCUUCCUCUCUACCCAGGCAUCCUCGACCAUAGCUGUGAGUGUCUUGCAUUUUUUCUACAGGGUCAGGAAUAGAUUCCCCCUCCCCCCCCAGAGUCUGCAGGUUAGACAGCUGUUAGAACUGGUUUCACUCUUGGUAACUUUCAGUCUGGACUUAGGACACUGGUUUUAAAGCUGCAACAAUUUUUCCACAAGGGAAACAGUGUGUGCCUUGUAACAGACUUCUUUUCAAAGUUAAUUUGUGAGGCGGUUUAUCAGCAUAAGUAUGGAAAAGAUGCUCUUGCAUAGACCUUAGAUCACUCUUCAGUAUCGAGUCAGCUGUAGUUUAAACAUUUCAGUCACUGUCGAGGUUGAUCUUUUGUAAUGUGAUUGAGGUUGAGUAGAAUUAGGAAAAACAGAAAGGCCCAGUGUUCUAGUUCCUAUGUCCAUUCAGGGUGAAAACUUUCUCACUGGAAGAGCUUCCAGGAUCCUAAGCACAGUGAACAUAAGCUCUCCCUUCUGACUAUUUAUGCCAAAUACUGUUGUUAAAAAAAAAAAAGACUAAGCAAAUUUCCAUCUAAGUAGUAAUUCUGAGGACAAGGUCAAACUGUUGAAUAUAAGUGACACACCUAUUGUUAAAGAAAUGUAUACAAAUUUCUGGGUCUAUUCAAAGAUCAGGUGAAAACUUUCAUUUCAGAUGGCGCACAGUAGUGAAGCCCUGGUAAAUCAUUUCUGAUGCUCAAUUAAAACAUAUUGUAGCACUAUUUUAAUUAUAUUAAAAGUCAGUUCAUCUUGACUGUAUUAUCAGUUGCCUUCCAAGAACUGGUUAUGGUUAUUAUUUCUGGGUCUACUGACUUUUUUUUCAUCAUGGCAACAGAAAUUGAUAUUCAAUCAAGUAAGUUACAACUAUAAAUCCUGCUGUUUAAGAACAUGUUCAUAGACACAUUUAUAAAGUUUGAAUUUAAAGUUCUAUUUUCAGAAUCCACUUGUGUUGAAUAGUGUUAUAUAAAUUCCUAAAUUUCAAUUCAGAUGUCAUGAUUUUAGGAGAAUAUUAUCUUAUUUAAGAUGAAUAUUUAGGUCUGUUUCAGCUCUAGUGUUCAUUUCAGCUCUAAUUUCCUCACUUGAAGUGAGGAUAAAAAUGGUGGACUUCAUUUAGUAGUAAUAAAUUUCUUUAGCUGACGAUUUAUACUUAUCAGUAAUGCAUGUCAAUGAAACAUGACUUUUUAUACUUGAACCAGACAUAUUAUUUUUAAAUCCCCAAAGAAUUUUCAUGUUAACUAUGACUUAAGAACUAUGGAAAUGUUUUAAAUGCUCAGCUUAUUUUACUAAUUUCAAAAAUCAAAAACUAUAUAAUCUUUGCUCUGAUACCAGAGUAUGGUUUCCUCUUGCUGCCACUGGCUCAGAGCCUUCCAUGCCUCUGGGAGGCAAGCGCAGCUGAACUGAACUUUGUUCAGUGAAGACCUGAUACUUUAUCCCAGGAACCUUUUAUCCCUUUCCUGUCCUCACCCCUCCGCCCCAGGCUGAAGAGCACGCCACUGUCCAGAAGUAGCAGGUCCAAGAUUUUUACUUUCUGUGAUAAGGUAUAAGAAGAAACUCACCCUAUUAUGGAGUAGUUCAGGAUGUUUUUCUGAGCUCUAUAGCAGUGUAUAGUUCAUGUCAUGUCACAGCGUUAGCAACUCCAGUAUCUCAUAACAUGAAUCUUGUUAUAAAUUAUUUUUCUCUUUAUAAGUAUAUGGAGAUUCUAUAUUAAACCAUUCCUUCAUUAA
Messenger RNA from Odocoileus virginianus texanus, 4335 nucleotides. RefSeq names its product NOP2/Sun RNA methyltransferase family member 7 (gene NSUN7). NCBI's taxonomy places the organism in Eukaryota, Metazoa, Chordata, Mammalia, Artiodactyla, Cervidae. The record is from RefSeq and is a predicted model, not a curated record. Gene Ontology annotation, molecular function: methyltransferase activity.